AUGACAGAUGAGUUUCUGUUUCAAGACAAUAAGAACCAUACUGUUUGUAUAAAUCCAACAAAAGGAACUUUAAACGAGAAACCUAUAAAUGAACUUCUUUUGAAAGCAGAUGUUGGCAACAAAGCUGACAAAGAAUAUGUAGACGAUGCAAUAGCAAAAGAAGAAGAAAGAGCUAACAAAGCUUAUGCAACAAAAGAACAUACUCAUCCUGAACUAGCAGACAAAAAAUAUGUUGACAAUAAAAUGUCAAGUGAAGUGACAAGAGCUGAAAACGAAUAUUCUAAAAAGACUCAUACACAUACCAUUGCAAAUAUUACAAACUUACAAGAAACCUUAAACAGGAAAAGUGCCGUUGGACAUACACAUACCAUUGCAAAUAUUACAAACUUACAAGAAACCUUAGAGACAAAAGCAAAUAAGACUCAUACACAUACCAUUGCAAAUAUUACAAACUUACAAGAAACCUUAAACAGGAAAAGUGACGUUGGACAUACACAUACAUCUUCUGAAAUAACAGACUUAAACGUUAGCCUUGAAAAGAAAGCAGAUAAGAACCAUACACAUACAAGUUUUACAACUGUUGCUAUAGAAAGUAUUGAAGGAACGGUUGAAGAAACUGGUGGGGAUGUAUUAUAUUGGAAACCUCCUAACUUUCCACAAGGUUUAACAUCGGAUGACGACAUAACGACGAUGAGAAACAUUAGAUGUAAAGAUGUUUAUGUCAUGAAGGAUGAAAAUAACGUUAAAUUCACUGCUCAAGAUUUAUAUGAGAAGAAAGCAGACAAGAACCAUACACAUACAAGUUUUACAACUUUUACAGCAGAUGAUAUUACACUAAACACAACCUUGCCAAGUAAAGCUCCAACAAUACCACCGGCAACAAGUCUUGUAGAUACUUUGAUAUCUAAUGACAAUAGUAUUAUACAUCUAAGACAGGAACUCAAUGUGCUUAAACAAAUUUUGCCGAAUCUUAUUUACCCGGUUGGCUCUAUUUAUACGUCAAUGAACUCUACCAGACCAGAAACAGUUCUGGGUUUUGGAACUUGGACUCAAAUAGUCGACAGGUUUUUGUAUUGUGCAAACUCUUCAAAGGAAACAGGUGGAAGUAAAACGAUUUCAGGUGAAAACUUACCUGCACACAGUCACUACAUAGAUUUAAGUACAUCUCAAGCAGGUUGGCAUAAGCAUAAUUUUUGGGAUUGGUCAGCAAUGAAAAAAGGUAAAGGAUAUGAUGUUAAAGACGACGUUCAGUUUGCUAUAAAUUGUUUCUGGGGUAACACUCAGGGAGAUGGAAACCAUACACAUCGCGUUUCAGGGUAUACGCAAACAACGGGACAAAGUAAAGACUACAUGCCACCUUACAUGACAGUUUACGCAUGGUAUAGAAAUGCUUAG
Molecule: messenger RNA, 1395 nt
Organism: Trichomonas vaginalis G3
Lineage: Eukaryota; Parabasalia; Trichomonadida; Trichomonadidae
Product: phage tail repeat-like family
Exons: 1
Coding region: 1-1395 (464 amino acids)
Source: RefSeq, a predicted model, not a curated record